Hydractinia symbiolongicarpus is the source of this 1493-nucleotide messenger RNA. RefSeq lists its product as uncharacterized. The record is from RefSeq and is a predicted model, not a curated record. The transcript has 9 exons. The coding region runs from base 24 to 767 and encodes 247 amino acids. NCBI's taxonomy places the organism in Eukaryota, Metazoa, Cnidaria, Hydrozoa, Anthoathecata, Hydractiniidae.
ACACUUGUAAAGUUCAUCUUACAAUGGCUGAUCUAGUUUAUGUAUUCAUUUAUGCAUUUCACUUUUUUGCUUCUUCUACCCACUGUAUCGAUGGGAAAACAAUAGCAGUUGCAACUGACAAGGACACACAAAAUGGCAAAGGAAAAGAUAUUCCUGAAGUAUGUCAGAAAAAAGCUUUUAUAAAAACACAUGACACAAAAGGGAAAUGGCUUCUUCCAGAAGACUUCGUUAAUUUUAAAAACUGCACUCAGUACUAUCCAUCCUGUAAACAACAAGUUGGAACAUUAACCACAACUUACGCUGAAGAUUCAGAUGGCAAAACCUUGAUAAUUUUUCAAGUCACUGAUAUUACCAUGCAAGGAUGUUUGGGGUAUUUACUUCAACUAACUGAUGACAUUGAAACAAAAGAUAUUUAUUUUAAUUUUGAUAAUGAGGAUGCGGACUUUAUGAAAGUAAUUUACUUCCGUCUUGGAUUUACUUACAACUUUACUGUCACACCAUUGCCAGGAGGCGAAUCAUUAAGCAUAGUGACAAAGGCACCAACACACUGUGAACUGGAAGUGAUAAAAGAUAUAUAUAAUAAACUUGAAAAGGAAAAGAAAUUAUUUGCAGACUGUGAUCAACCCAGUUAUACAGAACGAAAACGUAUCGCGACAAAAAUAUGCCAAAAGUAUCCUCGCAAUGGAGCGAAACGAUGGAGAACAACACAGAAGUUGCUUACUCAGCGAAAUUGCAAAUUUGUACUCCUUUCUUAUAACUCACUUUAAAAAUUACGCCGAUAUUUUUUUACCUAUAAUAAUGUUCAUUUGCGGACACAUGCUGGUAGCAUAUAAUUAUUUUCAUUAUCAGUGACGUAUAUAACAAAAAAUAAAAUAAAAAAUUUGUUUAAUAUAUGACAAGUAACCGGUGACGUCAUUAUUUUCUUUGAAUAACCUUAUACCAAACCCUAUAUCAAAAGAAUGUUUAAUAUUAAAAUAGUCUGUAUAUUAAUAAUGCCCGUAUUCUGCGUUUCCAUGCUUUUAUAAUAUUGCAAGUCAUAGAAAUGCCAAGCAACCAUUAGUUUUUCUAGAUUCUACAAUAAUAACUUAUAUAAUAAUACGAAGUGUAUGUGAUGGUGAUAGUGGAUAUCGUCAUUUUACUUUGAUGUCGCCGAAGUUCUCUUUGAAGUUGCCGAAAAAAUCAUGUCCAUUUUGGAAGUACCGUUAUUUUUUUACCUCACGUGAUGAAAACGCCUCAAUUUGAUUUGCUGAAAUAAAUUUAACGGCUAACUUUCAAGAAAUGGUGUCCUCUCGCCACUAAAAAAACCCACAUCCCUUUAUCUUGAAUAAAGUAAAAAGAGUGGUUUAAAAAAACAUAUUAAAAAAGAAAAAAGUCUAAGUGAAGAAGUAGAAAAGUGAAGUUGGAAGUGAAGCUAGAAAUAAGUUAGAAGUAGAAAAUAAAGGCUAGAGUUUGAUGUCGAUUUAAAAUCACAAAUAGUAGGGCCUUUGAUAUUG